AAGAAUAAGAAAAACACAGAAAUGAAGGAAGAAAAAAGGAGGAAAAAAUCAAAACGGCAUGUGGCAGAAAAUGAACAACCAGUCCAUGAAACUGAACCGAAGAAGAAGAAACAAAACCUGGAGAAUUCCCCGAGGAGUAAAAGAUGCAAGUGUCGUGCAUUUUUCCUGAUCAGCCAACACUGAUGUCAGCGACACGUGCCUUGUGAUCCAUCAAGUGGCAUUCCACCAUCUGCAACUGCUCUGUGAGGGCCACCAACAGCCUUGAAUUGUUUUUGCCUAUGUCAGAGAGCAAUCUGUUCUCUACAAAUUGUCAUGUCCCCCCUUCCUGUGGUACUUCCUAUGCGAAUAUCAGAGGCUCAUUCAUCCUGUGUUUUCAACGCUCAUGACAAUACUGCAGAGCUGUAUGGGCUCCAUGCUUCUGUCAGAGAUGAUGGACAGUGAGAAGUGCCGCACAGGUUUUGGGGAUUUUAAAAAAAGGCUGGAAAAUUAUUGCAUUAUGGGAUGAAGUAAGUUGCAUGCUGGGAACUUGACCUCUUGCUCACAGUCACCACUGUGUGACUCAUUUCUGCCCCACCAUGCAUUGCCAAAAGUUGCCAAAAGACAGUGUGCCGGCAGAUGGCAAGCUGCAUAGUAGAAUACCUACCCAUAGUGCACCACGCUGUGUAUCGACACUCGUAUUCCUGAGAACAAAAAAGGUGGAGGAGGAGAAGGCAGAGGAACUUACCACAGAGGAAAGGAGGACAUUGGAAAGAAAACUAAAGAAAGAGCGUAAGAAGGAAGAAAAAAAACUGAUGCGGGAAGCUGGAAUUGCUGUUAAGAAAGAAGAGCCCAAAAAACCAUCAGGAGCUGAGUUGGCACUGGAGUAUUUAACUAGCUGGUCCAAAAAACCAAAAGAAUGGAAGUUUCAAAAGACCAGGCAGACUUGGCUUCUUUUGCACAUGUAUGAUAAAGAGAAGGUUCCAGAUGAAUAUUUCUCUAUUUUAUUGGACUAUCUGGAGGGGCUUAAAGGCAGUGCGCGAGAUGUAACCAUGCAGAAAGCUGAAGCUCUUAUGAAAGAGUAUGACAAUUCGGAUACAGAAGAUCCAGGUCUGUUGGAGAAGUGUGAGCGCAUACGAAAAGUUUUACAGCUAUUAUCAUGAAAGUGUGUAAACCUUGUCAUUAGAUUUCUAGAUUCGUCUGUUUCUAUCAUUGUAUGGAGAGCAGGUGAAAUGCAACAAAUAACUUCUAAAAAAAAUAUGUAAAUACAUGUUUUUUCAUUAAGAAUUGUAAUUAUGAUAAGAUUUCAUCUUUCCAUUGCUCAUUGUACAAUAUUUUUAAAUCAAUCAUUAAACAGUUUAUUAAGGAGACUGUAAUCAAAA
Chelonia mydas (Green sea turtle) is the source of this 1358-nucleotide messenger RNA. RefSeq names its product chromosome 10 C7orf50 homolog (gene CHLSN). The transcript is spliced from 5 exons. Lineage: Eukaryota; Metazoa; Chordata; Testudines; Cheloniidae. Bases 576 to 1139 code for a protein of 187 amino acids. The record is from RefSeq and is a predicted model, not a curated record.